AACAACCGGAAGUUUACAAAUUACAGCACUCAAGCUAGUGAAGACCUCAGGCCUCCACAAUCCGGUGAUAUCAUUUCCACAAUUUAGAGCGAACUCCACUCCAAAUAAAGAAGGAAACAUGGUCUGUGAGAAGUGCGAGAAGAAGCUUGGGAGAGUCAUAACGCCUGACACCUGGAAGGAUGGAGCACGAAACACGAUUGAGAGUGGUGGUCGCAAGCGGAAUGAAAACAAGUUGCUGACUUCUAAGAAAGCCAGGUUCGACCCGUACGGCAAGGCGGGCUUCGCCACAUGCAGGAUCUGCAAGAGCUCCGUCCAUCAGUCGGGGUCCCAUUACUGCCAAGGCUGCGCCUACAAGAAAGGAAUCUGCGCAAUGUGUGGCAAGAAAGUCCUGGACACCACAAACUACAAGCAGACGUCAGUGUGACGUCCACACCAUGAUGCUCAUCCAGGCGUAUGUUUGUCACAUGUGGUACACUUUCACUCAUUUGUUUUUGUUUUUAAGAGAGCGAAAGCAGGAUUGUGGUCUUGUGGUCUUGUUUCAUGUAUUGAAUGGAUCUCUCAGAAUGAAACUAGCAUCACGCCACAGCUUUUAUUUAGUUGAGCUUUUCCGUUUCUUUUGUUCCUUUCGUGAUUUGGACAUGUCUGUGAAUUGUGAAGUAUCUUUUAUGAGUAAACUAGAACUCUUCAGUUCAAAAAUGGAUGAAUGACACCCUGUCAGACGUUGGAAAAUAUGCAAGGUUAGGUAACUUCUUUCAGCUAAAAAGCAGUAUGGCAGUAGUGUUCCAUCAUAUAGUGCCAAAGUAGACCAAUUUUGCAUGUUCAGAGUACCAUAUUUCCUCUAAUAGUGGCACAGGGUCUUUAUUUACUCGAUUUCAGGCGUUUAUUUGUGGCUUUUCCAGUUCAUCGGUUGGUCGGCAGGGUAGUUUGCACUUGCUCCACGGCCGUGAAAGCAUGCUUUUGUGUUAUUUGCAUGCUUUAUCACUGGAGGGUGAAGGUGGCAUAAUGACGUAUUUGCAUAUUUGGCCAUGGCACAAUUGCAAAUAACAUGAAAAUCAAAACAAAUAUGUUAAGUGCUCCAAACAAACUUUCUACUGUGCCCUGCAGUAACGUGUAGUGUAAGAGUUUUGUGAUUUCCGACUGACAGGUAGGCUGUGAUUGUGACAGGCGGUGUGCGUGUGGACAAGACGGUUGCGUUAACCGGUGUUGUUUUGUCGCGGUUGCGGUCGACAGUAGCCUGUUUUGUUUUUUUUCAAUAAAGAGAUUGGUGAUCCAUCA
Nerophis lumbriciformis (worm pipefish) is the source of this 1275-nucleotide messenger RNA. RefSeq names its product cysteine-rich PDZ-binding protein (gene cript). Gene Ontology annotation, molecular function: microtubule binding; PDZ domain binding. Gene Ontology annotation, cellular component: dendrite. Lineage: Eukaryota; Metazoa; Chordata; Actinopteri; Syngnathiformes; Syngnathidae. The record is from RefSeq and is a predicted model, not a curated record. Gene Ontology annotation, biological process: cytoplasmic microtubule organization.